Molecule: messenger RNA, 1119 nt
Organism: Morchella sextelata
Lineage: Eukaryota; Fungi; Ascomycota; Pezizomycetes; Pezizales; Morchellaceae
Exons: 3
Coding region: 1-1119 (372 amino acids)
Cellular component (GO): Set1C/COMPASS complex
Molecular function (GO): chromatin binding; protein binding
Source: RefSeq, a predicted model, not a curated record
AUGACCACCAAUACGGCAACCCCAGGCACUAGACACCCUGAAACGGUCAAGCUCCAGGAAACAAUUCACCGUUACCGGCCCUCUAAAGCAUUUUCCAACUUUGCAAAAGGCGCAGAAGUAACAUCCCUCGAUUUCGAUGAUACUGGUGAAUUCUGCAUAGCAGCUGGUGAUGAUGAAACCCUCCAACUAUACGACUGUAAACUUGGGAAACACAACAAAACGCUCUACAGCAAAAAGUAUGGAUGUCAUCUUGCAAGGUUCACACACACGCAGAGUAAUCUGCAAAACAGAGCUGAUCACGGGCCCUCCAUGGGUACAGACACGAUUCGCUACCUCUCCCUUCAUGAUAACACAUUCAUCCGUUACUUUAAAGGCCACAAACGGCUUGUGACAUCGCUAGAGGUCUCCCCAGUAGACGAUCAAUUUAUAUCUUGCUCCCUCGAUGACACUGUCCGAGUGUGGGAUCUUCGGACCCCCAACUGUAACGGUCUUCUCAAUAUCUUGUCCCCAUCACUUGCUGCAUUCGAUCCUUCCGGUAUCAUCUUUGCCGUUGCUUCUCACGCAUCAAGCUCUAUCUUGUUGUAUGAUUUGCGCAACUAUGACAAGCAGCCUUUCACAACCUUCACCCUAACGGACGACACAUUCCUCCAUGCCUAUUCAUACCCAGCUCGUAUGCCUGCAUGGUCGAAGCUCGAGUUCAGUAAUGAUGGAAAACAUAUGUUGGUUGGAACUCGGGGACAUGCCCACUAUGUUAUUGAUUCGUUUGCGGAGAAUACCUCGCAGUUUCUAUAUAGGACUAAACGGCCAAAUGGGCCCACAAAUCCGAAAAAGAUUGAGACUUCGGGUGAUGUCUGUUUGACGCCUGAUGCGAGGUACAUAGUUGGAGGGCAAGGCGAGAAGGGAGUCGUGGUUUGGGAUACUUGGGUACAGCCAGAUGACAAAAAAACACUAAAGCCAUUUGUGGAAUUGGCAGAAAAUAGUAAAGUUAUGGCAAGUGUGGUUGCUUUCAAUCCGAAAAUGAACCUAUUUGCAACGGCGCAUAAGGAUGUGACAUUCUGGCUCCCGGAACAGCAUGCCCCAGAUGCGCCAGCCUCCGAGACGCCGGUGGCAGCAAGAUAG